AUGCCAAUGUCUGGCAACACAUUAAAACUUAUUAAAAGUAACUAUUGGCAGACCUAUUGCGAGAUACAGACAAUAGUCGACAUAUGUGAACGAAAGUUUGUUAAUAACACAAAAUACAUGAAUAAAUUGAUUGAAUCAGUCUAUAGGACAGCCUCUUUGACUAACAAAUUAAUUGACAUAUUUAUUGCCAAAAAAUGUGUAAACAAUUCACAAUUAGAGUCAACGGUUAGAAAACUCAAAGAGCUAUUCGGAGAACUUAUAAAUCAAUGGAUUAAAAAUGAAUGUAAAGUAAUUAUAGAUUCGCUAUACAAGCGCACUGUGAAGCCGUUGAUUGAAAUUAUUAAUAAUUAUUGGUUAAUAUCACUGGACUCGACACCAGAAGAGCAGCAAAUCAAAGUCAUAGCACUGAGAGUUCUCACUAUUUUAUGUAUUAAUAGGAAAGCCGUAAAACAAUUAAUCAAUGAAUGCACUUAUAGUCAGUUCUUGACGUCUCUUAUAACUAAUGAAUCUUCAGAACUGAUUCUAAGGGAAGCCAUCGAUUUGAUGCUUCAGCUGACAAAACAAUUGAUAGAUAAAAGUAAGACAAGUGGUGUCAAUGUCAGUCCCGUCAAACAUAUUGCCCAUCAAUCGGAAGACCCGUUCCCGCAAUUUGUCAUAAAUGACUUCAUAUAUUGUUUAACGAAAGUGAUAGAAGAGGCGAAAAAUGCAAAAAUAAUUUUAUUAAUUUGUGCCACAUUUGCAAACAUGUCUUUUGUCGACAUCGAGUCAAUAGUCAACAGCAAUGCCUUAAAUGUAAUUCUCGGAAAUCCCAUCGUUGCCGAUGACAUCUUCAUCCGGGAUCAGAUUAUUACAAUAUUGGCUAAUAUUGCCCGAAAAUUUCCGCUGGAAAUAGUAAGCAGCGGAGGACUUAUCUAUAUUAUCAAUUCGUUGCAAUUGAGAUAUGAAGACAUGGAAGAAGAGCAACAACUAUUGGCAUUAGAACGGAUCCAACAGAAGGUGUCGGUGGCCAUCGCCCGACUGGCCAAUAGUGCGAGUGUUACGCAAAUAUUUUUCAGACUUAAUGCCGUCAAACGGCUGAUCGAUUUAUGUAAAAUUCCUGAAGAAAGAAACUUUAACGACAAUGUCCUCAUCGCUUGUAUGGCAGCGCUCAAGAGUUUAAAGUAUAGAGACUUGUAUUGCAAUUGA
Oppia nitens is the source of this 1185-nucleotide messenger RNA. Its product is annotated as protein inscuteable homolog. Bases 1 to 1185 code for a protein of 394 amino acids. Gene Ontology annotation, molecular function: cytoskeletal adaptor activity. The transcript is spliced from 4 exons. The record is from RefSeq and is a predicted model, not a curated record. Gene Ontology annotation, biological process: asymmetric cell division; regulation of asymmetric cell division; apical protein localization. NCBI's taxonomy places the organism in Eukaryota, Metazoa, Arthropoda, Arachnida, Sarcoptiformes, Oppiidae. Gene Ontology annotation, cellular component: apical cortex.